Anguilla rostrata (American eel) is the source of this 1900-nucleotide messenger RNA. It is a transcript of the gene olig3, whose product is annotated as oligodendrocyte transcription factor 3. Gene Ontology annotation, molecular function: E-box binding; DNA-binding transcription factor activity, RNA polymerase II-specific; protein dimerization activity. Gene Ontology annotation, cellular component: nucleus. Bases 218 to 1000 code for a protein of 260 amino acids. NCBI's taxonomy places the organism in Eukaryota, Metazoa, Chordata, Actinopteri, Anguilliformes, Anguillidae. Gene Ontology annotation, biological process: positive regulation of transcription by RNA polymerase II; axon development; sensory organ development. The transcript has a single exon. The record is from RefSeq and is a predicted model, not a curated record.
UUACCUCGCUACAGACCAAGAGGCGCACCCUCGAGAUAAAAGUAAACAAAGCAACCCAAGCCAGCGGCCGGAGAGCGUUUUAUAUUGAUUAACUACCCCUGAAAAACCAAAGACAGCACGCCGACGACAGCAAUCAGGUGAUCAGACAAGACUGACUUUAAAAACAGAGGCAGAGACAGAGAGGAAAGCGACCUCCUACCCAGCCGAACUAAUAAAAAUGAAUUCAGAUUCCAGCUCGAGCAGAGCUUCUUCGCCAGACAUGGACGGGAUCUAUCUCAGAGACCACCACCUGCAAGACGGGCGACUCAAUUCCGUGUCUUCCACUCAGAACGAAAUUCUACAGAAGAUGACGAGCGAACACCUUUCCAGGAACGGGGAUAAAACACCUACAGGGAGCAAGUACAAACUCAAGAAGCAGGUGACCGAGCAAGAGGUACAGCAGCUCAGACUGAAAAUCAACGGCCGAGAACGUAAGAGGAUGCAUGACUUGAAUCUGGCAAUGGACGGACUCAGAGAGGUGAUGCCUUACGCUCACGGGCCGUCCGUGAGGAAGUUGUCCAAAAUUGCCACGCUUCUGCUCGCCAGAAAUUACAUUUUGAUGCUCACGAGCUCGUUGGACGAGAUGAAGAGGCUGGUUGGAGAAAUUUAUGGUGGGCACCACUCUGCGUUUCAUUGCAGUGCAGUUGGACACUCAGCCAGUCACGCGGUGCACACCGGUAACUCUCCCCACCAGGUGCACCCGCUACUCGGAAGCGCACUUCCUUCUUCCACUUCGGCCACUCUUUCCACGACUUUACCUGGACUAACCUCCAUCCGAGCCCCCCACUCCCUGCUGAAGACAGCGCCUACGCCCCCGCUUCCACUCGGGAGUGGUUUCCAGCACUGGGCAGGUUUACCGUGUCCUUGUACCAUCUGCCAGGUGCCCCCACCUCCUCACAUUCCUAUUACUUCAGCCGGACUCACGAGACUUUCGUCCGAAAACAAGGACGUAAUGAAGUAGGACUGAACAUUGAACGUCUUCAAAUAAAUAGACUAUGCCACAAAGUAGUGCGAUCAUUUCAUGUUCCUGGGGGAGAUUUUAAGAUGGACAAGAAGAAACAAAACUGUAUGCAUGCCUGCAAUUUAAUAUUUCAGUUCAUUCGUUUGCUCAUUAGUUUUACAUGUUAAACCUACUUUUUCUUCCUUGUAACAAGGAUCUGGUCAAAAACAAUUUUCAAGGUAACUGAUUCGCUGGUUAUUAGGUGUCUCCAGAGCUGCAUCACACGAUGUAAAUAAUUUUUAUCAUAUUAAAAGGGAUCAUACACACGUUCAAUUUGUUCUUGGACAUCAUCUACUAAUCUGGGCUAAUUUACUGAGAAAUUGUUGUUUUGAAGAUAAAUAAGAAAUAUUUAGUGUUGUGUCAAAAAAAGUGGGAGUGAGAUGCAUGCAGGUUUAAAUGGAUUUUCUUUCUUUUUUCUUUUUUUUGUUGUAAAAUUCAUCAUUUGCUGGAAUGACGGAUGCGCUGUGUUCCUUGUAACAAGGAUCGUUAAAAUAAGAAAACUGAAAUGGGUUGAUUUAUUUCUGUGGUCAUAUAUAAAUAUAAAUAAAUAAAUAUAUAUACAGUUCGAGAAAAUAGUGAAAUUAUAUUGUUUUUUCGACGUUUUAUUUCACUACUAAAAUAGUUUUAUUAUAGCUACGUGAAGUUAUUCUGUGUACAUUUUCAUUUUUGUAUAAUUUGAACAAUUUUAGCAUGGCUUCUGUGGUUAAAGUAGCUACAAAGCAUGUUUCGUUUGCUGGAAAGAUUUUGUUAUGCCCAGAGACAACCUUGUGUCUUUAUUUUUGUACAUUGUUGAUGAUUAUUGAUAUAUUUAUUAUUGCCCAGUGUUCCUGGAUGAAGUUUCAAUAAACUAUUAUAAAAAUG